Molecule: messenger RNA, 219 nt
Organism: Ascoidea rubescens DSM 1968
Lineage: Eukaryota; Fungi; Ascomycota; Saccharomycetes; Ascoideales; Ascoideaceae
Exons: 1
Coding region: 1-219 (72 amino acids)
Source: RefSeq, a predicted model, not a curated record
AUGUCUGGGAGGCAUGUGAGAAACAUAGGUAGAAUCAGCCAGAUCGAUACACCCAAUAAUCAGAUCAAUAGAGUCAAUAAUGAGAUCAAUGGAACAAACAAUAGAACAAACAACAGAAGCAUAAAUGAUGGAAAUGAAAGAAGAAACAGCCAACGCAGUGUUGAGCCUCUUCCUCUUUACUCACCUCCGAUUCCUCCUCCAGCUUAUAUUCCGCAGUAG